AGGGUUCUAUUCACCACCAAUCCAUUUAGCAGCUGGGUUUAGUCUCAGUUGCAGUGGUUAAAAGACAAGACCUCUCUUGCAGGACUUGGACUGGCCGAGAUGCCGAUCCGUGCUGAUGAUGUGAUGAAGCUGCUCAGCCACGUUGCCCAGGUGAAGGGCAUGAAAGCUGCUGUGAUACACACUGGCCGGGGAGCAGCGGUGGCAGGGGCAUCAGCUUUUGUGGGGGGCAUUCUGGGAGGCCCACCUGGAAUCGCUGUAGGAGGAGCAGUGGGUGGAUUGAUUGGAUGGAUGACUUCUGGACAGUUCAAGUCAGUCCCUCAGAUUUUAGCAGAAUUGUCUGCUGCUGAGAAGCAGAAACUCUGUGCUGAAGCUAUGGCUGUUGUCAAGAACCUACACUGGAUUGAUGCUGCUCAGCUGAUUGCUCUUGUAAUGUCAAGUUCCACUCUCACAGAGAAGGUGAUAGGAGUGCUGAAAAACUACUUUUAUAAUGAGCUAAAAGCACAAAUAAAAUGUGCAGAAUAAUCCUCUAGAGAGCAGACUUUUUUUACUGUAAUGAAUUUUAUUCCUAUAGCUGUCUUUAACACAACAAUUAUGAGUUAUCAGUACUAAUUAUAAAUAUAUACUGACCCAAGUACUUUUGAGGUGUUCAGUUUUGGUGUUUUAAAAUUUUUAUUAUCAUUUUUGAUUUGUGUGGAGCUGUAAAGAUACUAUUAUGUUAUUGCAUUGUCCUGACACUGACUUGCUAUGUGAUUUUGGAUUGCUCUGCUCUAGGACUAGUUCAAAUUGCUGAAGGGAAUCAUGUUGCUCUUAGGCUGAUGUGUCACUUGGGAAAAUUUUCAAAGUAAUUUUUCUUUUAUUUAGGAGACUUGACUCUCUUUGUUUAAGUGCUUUAAUUUUUUUCCCCUGUGAAUGACAGAUAAGGUGCCAAAGUAGCUGGGGUACUUUGAAGAAUUUUACCUGUUGUUUGUUUCAGCCCUGGAAAGUUUUAUAAGGAAGUACAUUACUGUGAACUCAAAGGACUCAAUCCACACUUUGUCACAUUUUUAUUGUAAUUUUUGAGUUUUCAUGUAAGACGUGAAUUAAAUACUUAAGAUUUCAAGUAUCAGGAAAAUAAACUGUGAACAUUUUCAAUUCAAUUUUCACCAAGUUCCUGUGCCCUAGAAUGGGAGGGUGUGGCAAAUAUUAAAAACAUGGGGAGCUGAAUCUGCCAGUUUUAUAUUAGCCCCAGGAUUAAGGUUGUCAUUUCAGCAUUGGUUUCUUGACUGAGUCCGUCAUCUGGUCAUCUGUUUUCAUUAAAAUAUUCCUAAGAAGCCUCAUAGUGAUCUGUGUGUUGCUUUAAAUUAAAUGAACUCUUUAAGAACUCAGGCAGGCCUGUAGUGGACAGCCAGCAGUUGGCAGCAGCAGUGCUGUGGGCUGGGGUGAUGUGCCAGUGACAUUAUUUCUGGAAGUACCAAAUGCUGUGGUGCUGAAUGUCCCAGCCACUUGUUCACAUUUCAAGGCACUCCUAAGACAAGUUUGUAGGAAGAAAAAUGUGCAGAUGUGCCCUCUUUCUAUAUAAAGACAAGUGAAACUGUUCUGACAAGUUAAUUUUUUUUGCCUGAAAUAAAGAUCUAUCUCCA
This is a messenger RNA of Catharus ustulatus (Swainson's thrush), 1619 nucleotides long. Its product is annotated as protein C19orf12 homolog. The record is from RefSeq and is a predicted model, not a curated record. NCBI's taxonomy places the organism in Eukaryota, Metazoa, Chordata, Aves, Passeriformes, Turdidae. The coding region runs from base 100 to 522 and encodes 140 amino acids. The transcript is spliced from 2 exons.